Messenger RNA from Naegleria fowleri, 1221 nucleotides. RefSeq lists its product as uncharacterized. Lineage: Eukaryota; Heterolobosea; Eutetramitea; Acrasida; Naegleriidae. The coding region runs from base 1 to 1221 and encodes 406 amino acids. The record is from RefSeq and is a predicted model, not a curated record. The transcript has 2 exons.
AUGUCCUCCAGUAAGGCCAUUAAAAGUAUUUGUGUGAUCAAUGGUGGUGGUCGAUUGGGUCGAAAUAUUUUACAAUCUUUGGUGAAUAUUCGAGAAAAUAAAACUAAAUUCCUACAACAAGGAGAAGAUAAUUCCAAGACGCUUUAUUUGAGCAGUACGAAUUCAUCGUUUAAAAUAUUCACAUUUGUGACUCCUGAUCGUAAGGAUACUUUCAAUUCGGAGAAAUUUGUGAAUCAGUUGGAUGGUGUGACGGUGGAGAGAACUGAUCAAUUGGGAAGAAAGGAAUUGAAAGAUCGUUUUGCCAAGUAUGACGUCCUCAUUAAUGCCACUGACUUUGAAAGAUGUUACAAUGAAGAAGAAUUCGAAAGCAAUGUCAUUGAGGCUUGUCUUGAAGGUGGAAAUGUCAAACGUUACAUUCCUGCAGAUUUCACAGUCGAUUUUAUGAAUUUCCAAGAUGGGGAAUGUGAGAAGAUGGACGUUCGUAAAAGAAUUCGUUCCUUAUUGGAGAAGAAUCAAGAGAAAAUGUCUUUCACCUCCAUCCUGAAUGGUGUCUUUCUCGAAAGAUUGUUCGAUCCAUUCUAUCAAUGGAAAAUUCUCAAUUUGGAAGAACAAUUAGUGGAAUACUAUGGCAAAGACAAUUCUGAAAAGCCACCUGUCAUUGACUUUUCUCUGUAUCCAGAAGUUGGUCAAAUCUGUGCCCUCACUUCCACACUCUUAUUCGAACAAACUUCCAACAUGAUCAUUCCCUUUGUUUCCAACUCCUACGACAUGAAUGAAUUGGCAGAAAUGCUCACCAACAAUUUGGGACAUGGUAAAUGGAAGGUCAAACAAAUUGGAACUCUCAAAGAUUUGAAGCUUAAAAUUGCAGAAAGAAAGAGUCGUCGCGUUCAAAAAGAGGAUCAACUCGUCGACGAAGAUUUCGCUUGGGACUAUUUGUAUGCCAUUUUCAGUGAGAAGGGACGCAUUUCGAAAACUUCCUCGAAUGACAAGUCGAUUAAGGAUGUUGUGGAGAGAUUUUCCUCCGUCAUGAUGCCAGAAAGAGCUGAAGAAUCAACCACUGGAAUGGAACGACGAGACUUGUUCCAUCGAUUGGUGGGAGAUCAACAAAUGGAUAAAGAGACUCUCACCAAGAUGUGUAGUAGUGCUGGAUGUGGUUACGUGAUGGGAGCAGAUGCUUCAAAAAUUAGACCCACUGGAGCACCUAUUAAGGAAGGACCUUAA